This is a messenger RNA of Rhagoletis pomonella (apple maggot), 1786 nucleotides long. RefSeq names its product protein kinase C-like. NCBI's taxonomy places the organism in Eukaryota, Metazoa, Arthropoda, Insecta, Diptera, Tephritidae. The record is from RefSeq and is a predicted model, not a curated record. Bases 1103 to 1786 code for a protein of 227 amino acids. The transcript is spliced from 7 exons.
UUCAUUGCGCUUUGCUCCACAUUCGCUGAAAAUCCAAAGUCUUUAGUCGCGAAGAAAAUUCGUGUAUUUCAUAUUCAAAAUUAAAAUUAUAGUGGAAAACAAAGCCUAAUAAUUACAAAAUCAAGCACAAAUACAAGUUCAAAUGAAAUACUAACGAAAACCUAAAGUGGCAACCAAAAAGAACCUGCAACAUUAUGAUUUAAUAAGCAGCAGCAGGAGUAGAAAAAUAGCAUAAAUCUCUUUCGCGAAUACAAGAAACAAAAAUCAUAAUGCACAUAGUAUGUAUGUAAAUGUAACGCACAAUACGAUAAAAGUGUUGCGACGGCGAACUUGAAUUGACAUUAAAUGGGCAAAGUGCGCAACAAUCGCACAAACGACGAACGAAAGCAGCAUCAACGGCAACGGCAGUAUCGACAACAGCAGAGGCACAAACAUAAAAGUGUAAUUAGGUGAAUUACACACACACGCACACAAUUGAAACAGAAUAAUUUUUAUGAAUUGGAUUCAUUUGCCACUUGAAGGCGAAAGUGAAUGCGAAAAAGUACACAAAGUGGAAGCAGCAAACAAGAAAUUCAUAUACAUAUAUGUAUGUGUAUUUAACACAAAAAAAAUAAAAAUACUGUGCAAUAUAGUAUGCAUGUAUGGUUAAUAAAUUAUUUUAAUAUCAAUACCGCAGAAAAAAACGAAUAUUUACAAUUGAAUCCACCCAAAAAUAUCUAAAAAAAAAUAUUUAAAAAAUAACGUAAACGCUUGCAUUCGUUAAAUUAUCAGUGAUCGUGUUUUAAAAAAGGCGCACGCGCGCCCCACCGUUUCUCUACAGCAGCAGCAGAGUAAAAUUGUGCGUGUGCGUGUGUGUGUGUGUGUGUGUGUUACUGUGCGCGCAACUCGAGAGGAUUUCCGUUUCAUUAUCACCUUUUGAAUUGGUCUUCAAUUGAUAUACUUUUCGAAACAUUUUGUGAAACUGCAAACGCGACAUCUGCCAACGAUUAGUGCGAUCCCACAACUUCCGUUUAAAUAUCGUUCCUAAGCUCGUUCAUUGUGCACAACCUUUGCAGUGGUAUCCUUUCCAUUUGAAACGCUUUUAAUAAAUUUGAUCUACACAAUGUUUACGGGAAAAUUACAAAUAAAAGUUUGUGAGGCAAUCGGGCUACGACCAACCGAUUUUCAAAAGCGCCACAAUUUGACAUUCGGAAAGUUGGCCGACGAACAGCCGAUCGAUCCUUACAUAUCGAUCGAUGUCGACGAUAAUCAUUUUGAUCGCUCUACAACGCGACCCAAGACAUUCGAUCCAGUUUGGAAUGAGCAAUUCGUUCACGAUGUUACCAAUGCAAAAAAUAUUAAUUUGACGGUAUUUCACGACGCAGCGCUGCCACCGGAUGAUUUUGUUGCCAAUUGUCAAAUACCUUUUGAAGAUAUUAUGCAAAAUGAAACGGGUGUACUUGAUUUAUGGGUGAAUUUGGAGCCACAGGGUAAACUACAUAUUAUAAUCGAAUUAAAGAAUCGAGUUGAUUCCAAUAAGGAUGUUGCUGAAGUGGUGGAAGCGGUUACCCAAAAUAAAGAAUUCAAAGAGCGCGCUGGUUUCAAUCGCCGUCGCGGUGCCAUGCGGCGGCGUGUGCAUCAGGUAAACGGACACAAGUUUAUGGCGACUUUCUUGCGACAGCCGACUUUUUGUUCACAUUGCCAAAAAAUUUAUUUGGUAAGUACAUGGCGCAUAUUUGCCACAGAAAAGUCAACGCAUGCGACAAAUCGCUGUGGCGUUGGAGGUAUAAAAUCAUCCUUACCAUAA